This is a messenger RNA of Staurois parvus, 1129 nucleotides long. The record is from the annotation of a GenBank genome assembly. NCBI's taxonomy places the organism in Eukaryota, Metazoa, Chordata, Amphibia, Anura, Ranidae.
AUGACUCCAGAACAGAAGAAACUGAUGAACAUCUUCAUCUUGGGCUUUGCCUUUAUGUUCAUGUUCACUGCCUUUCAGACUUGCGGCAAUGUUGCGCAAACCGUUAUCUCCAGUUUAAAUAACACAGAAUUCCAUGGCAGUGGUUACACAAGCAUGGCCAUCAUAUAUGGAGUGUUUUCAGCUUCCAAUCUUAUAGCUCCUUCUGUUGUUGCCUUGAUUGGCUGUCAACUUUCAAUGUUCCUGAGUGGUUUAUUUUAUAGUGCCUAUAUUGCAAUGUUCAUCCAGCCAUACACCUGGUCAUUUUACACGUUGUCUGUUUUAAUUGGGAUUGCUGCUGCUGUGCUCUGGACUGCUCAAGGCACCUGUCUGACUAUGAACUCCGAUGACAAAACCAUUGGCCGGAAUAGUGGUAUCUUCUGGGGCUCUGCUGCAGUUUAGUAUGCUUUUUGGAAACCUCUAUAUCUACUUUGCAUGGAAAGGAGAAGCUAACAUAUCAGAGAGAGAUCGUAGGACUCUGUUUAUUGCCCUCACCGUCAUUAGUUUGGUUGGGACGGUCCUUUUUUUCCUUAUUCGAACCCCAGCCUCUAACACAAUCCAACUGAGCGAGGACGAUGACGGAAGCUCUGACAUUCUUGAAGGCAACGUAUCUUCACAGAGCAAUAUUUCAAAAGCACUGGAUGCCUUUGUAAAAUCUUUGAAGUUGUCCGUCACCAAAGAAAUGCUGCUGCUAAGCGUAUCUAUGGCUUACACAGGUUUUGAACUUACCUUUUAUUCUGGUGUGUUUGGCACUUGCAUUGGAGCAAUCAACUGGUUCGGAGCCGAUGCCAAGAGCUUAAUUGGGCUAUCUGGAAUAUUUGUCGGCAUUGGAGAAGUUUUAGGUGGAGCAGUCUUUGGAUUACUCAGCAAGAAUAGUCGCUUUGGCAGAAAUCCAGUCUUUCUAUUUGGGCUUGUUGUUCAUUUUCUUGCUUUCUACCUGAUCUUCCUCAGUAUUCCUACUGAUGCCCCUAUUGCCUCACGUGAUGGGACUUACAGUCGGGCAUAUGUAGAUCCUAGCAAAGCCCUGGCUAUGUUCUGCAGCUUUCUGUUGGGUUUAGGAGACAGCUGCUUCAACACUCAGCUCUUGAGUAUU